This is a messenger RNA of Stylonychia lemnae, 1476 nucleotides long. Lineage: Eukaryota; Ciliophora; Spirotrichea; Sporadotrichida; Oxytrichidae. The record is from the annotation of a GenBank genome assembly.
AUGCUAUCUGAUAUAGAUGCAGAAGUAAUAUUUCAAAAUAAAUCUUAUGGGGAAUUCAGGCUGGUUUAAUAUGAUUUAAGACUUAAAAAAAAUGAUGUUGAUGGGAAAAAUUAUAGAGAAUGGAAUGAAUAUAUUGUUCCUUACUCAAAAUGUGAAAUUGACAGAAAUUUCAUUUAUCCUAAUAAAGAAGAAGCUAAAUAAUACAACUUAACGAAUUUUUAUUGCCCUGACUGGAAAAACUUGACCCUACAAGGGAAUUGGUAUUCAAAAAAUUACAAGUACUUGACUCUAAGCUAUAUAAGAUGCCAAGGCGAAAAUUGUGUAAAUUAAGAAGAAUUCUAAAAGUGGAUAGAUGGUAAAUGGGUUUAACAACUUAUCAUUAGCUCUUACUUUGCUGACAAUAACUAUGAGUAGCCAAUUUAAUACUUUUUAGAUGAUAGUUUUCUAGCUAUUGAGAAGAAUAGGACUAUUUUUAAUAGAAUAAAUUAUUAGAAAAAUUAUUUAGAGUUGAGCGAUAAUAUUGUUACCCUAGACCAAUCAUAUAAGUAAGAUUUCUUCUAUAUGAUGUCUAGCUAAAGGACAUUUUUUUCAUCAGAUACAGCAGGUGGUGGAGAAGGUGUAUUUUUCUCUCAAGAUUUUGUGCUGGACAAGGAGGUGAAUAUUUAUACUAGAAGCGUAUAUUCUCUUAGCGAUUUAGUAAGAGAUAUUGGUGGAAUGUAUAAUGGCUUAUAUUUUAUUGGCUUAUUUCUUUACCAAAGACUUUAAGACACUAUACUAUUCUCAUCUCUUAUAGGUAAACUCUAUUAAGUUGAGAAAAUUUAUCAAGAAAAAUUAACCAAAAAUCAUAACACCUUACUAAGCCACAACAAUCGAAUCUGUAAAGAAAAUGAAAUAAAUAAAAAUUAGAAGGAAGAAUGGAAGAGAAAUGGUCUUGAAGCUAAUUAAAGUAAAGUUUUAUAGUAAAAUUAAGAUCAUCUUAAUAAGUCUAAAUUAAAACAACUAAGCACCUAAAAACCUUAAAAACUGGCAAAUAAGAAGCAUUUAUUAAUUUAAGAUGAUUCAACUUCAGAGGAAGAAAAUUAAUUCUAAUCAGUAAUAAGAAAUGGUAUUGCUGAUGAUAGAAAAGGUGAAUCAUCAGGCUAAAAUAAUAUGAACAAUCCAAGAAAACAACUUCUAGUUUCUGCUUUGAGUAAAUAUUCAACGAAAAGAGAUAUACCAAUAAUAGAUAAAAAGAUUCUCCAUGGUUUAUUAUCAAUUAAAGAGCUAAUUAUUCAAUAGUCUAUUGACGAGAAUGCAGAGAGUCCCCUUUGCACUUCUAAUGAUCUAGAAAAUAGCAUUAGAUUUUCCUAAAAUAAUAUAGAGGAAUAAAAUGAAAAUAUUAACAAAACCAUUUAAAAUACUGAAAUUAGCUAAAUAAAUGAUGAUGAAAUGAAACCUUAUUUAGAAGGAAAGAGGAAAGUAUGGAAGUAAUUUUGA